This is a messenger RNA of Nerophis lumbriciformis (worm pipefish), 1302 nucleotides long. RefSeq lists its product as uncharacterized. The record is from RefSeq and is a predicted model, not a curated record. Lineage: Eukaryota; Metazoa; Chordata; Actinopteri; Syngnathiformes; Syngnathidae.
GGUGAAAGGCGCAUAAUGGUUAUUUCCUGUUGGGUGAAUGGAUGUACAAAUCGACGGGAUGGAUCAGUGCAGCGAGGAUUUUUCAGUAUUCCUAAAAUUAGACACAACGAAGUAGAACAGACAAGGAAAAUCAGCGAGGAGAGACGACGCUUGUGGUUGGCAAGCAUCAACAGGAAAGAGGAGCCAUCUCAACAUUCCAAAAUAUGUUCUGAUCACUUUGUAACAGGCAAUCCAGCAGCUUUGUACGACAGGGCUAACCCAGACUGGGCACCAACCCUGAAGCUUUCAGCCAAAUUGACACCAAAGAAGUCGGAGAAAAAGAAACAACAAUCAACCUACUCAGUUAAUAGAUACAACAGAGUUAUGGAAAGGCAGAAAAGCAAAGAGAAGAUAACUGCAGCCAAGGCCUUGAUAGAUCUCUUUCAUGAACCAGGACCAUCGGUUGAUGUAGAGGACAGAGACCUUCCCGAUGUUGAACCAAGGCCGGUGUGUGAGUUUGCACUGAAGGGCGCACUGGAGACUUCAAGUGAGACAACAGAUGUAUGUGUGGACCCAUUGAGAAACAGUCAGGUGGACAGUGAAAUUCAAAGGCUACUGACUGAAAACAUGGCUCUAAGAGAUCAAGUGAAGGACAACAUGUAUAGUGAAGAUGGUUUCGUAGGUGAGAAUGACAAAGUUAAAUAUUAUACUGGACUCCCAGGUUUUACCACUCUAAUGGCGCUAUUUCAUUUUGUGAAGGAUUUUAUUCCCAAACCUAGGAGCAAUGCGGAACUUGGACAAUUCACAAGAUUGGUAAUGACUCUAAUGCGAGUAAAGCUGAACUUACCCAUUCAAGAUUUAGCAUACAGGUUCAAAACUUCACCAUCAACUGUUUCAAGAACUUUUUUAACAGUGAUACAUGUGUUGUAUGUGAGACUGAAACAUAUGCUCUACUGGCCAGAGAGGGAAGAACUCAGAAAAACCAUGCCUGUGGAAUUCCAAAAACAUUUUGGUCAAAAGACUGCUGUUAUUAUAGAUUGUUUUGAGGUUUUCAUUCAACGGCCAAAGAAUCUAAUGGCAAGAGCACAGACCUGGUCCUCCUACAAACAUAACAACACUGUCAAAUUUCUGAUUGGUAUAACACCACAAGGAUCAAUUUCUUUCCUCUCAAAAGCUUGGGGUGGAAGAGCAAGUGAUAAAUAUAUAACUGAAAACUUCGUACGGGUCAACGCCUAUGCAUUGCGUAAAACAGUAGCGGGUCGUCGCCGCACAGAGAAUGAGGAGGAUGUCACGUACGACUGCUACCGCAAGAAGCUCUCCUGA